This is a messenger RNA of Mytilus trossulus (common blue mussel), 1945 nucleotides long. RefSeq lists its product as uncharacterized. The record is from RefSeq and is a predicted model, not a curated record. Gene Ontology annotation, molecular function: zinc ion binding. NCBI's taxonomy places the organism in Eukaryota, Metazoa, Mollusca, Bivalvia, Mytilida, Mytilidae. The transcript has a single exon. Bases 85 to 1890 code for a protein of 601 amino acids.
GUUACACACGUUAACUUGUAACAGCUAGUAACAACAUUUUUAAACACAGAGUGGCAACAGCUUGAAAAGAUUGAAAGAAUUACAAUGCUAAAGCGAGAGGAGAGUUUGACAAAGAUAUAUCUUUUAACCACAUGCGACAAAUGUCUGAAACAAAAAUGUGCGCGUUGGAAAUGUGUAACCUGCAAACAAGCAUUUUGUGAAAAUUGCAAGAAAGGCCAUGUCCGAAAAUCAAUCUUUAAAUCCCACAGUUUUGUGAACCUCUUUGGAUCAAAAGGCGGCACUGCAGAAGCUAUUGUGGACAUUUUAUGUUCUUGUGAAGCAAAAGGCAGAAUUUCUCUAUACUGUACAAUUUGCGGUGAGCUUGUUUGUCUAGAUUGCGUCACCUCGAAUCACAACGGACAUACAUUUGAAAAACUUGAAACCGUAAACGAGCAACAGAGAAACAAAAUUCAGUCCAUUACAUCAGAAAUUGAGGGGAUCCAGAUACCAGCUGUGAAUCAUUUACAGGAGCGAUUACAGACAUGGAAAUCAGAGCAUACAAUCACAACAAAACGUCUUAAAGAUGAAGUUAUCCGUAGGAAUGGUGAGAUCAAGGAGCAAAUUGAUGGAUGGACGAAGUCUUUAUUGAUGGAAUUAGACGAAUUUUCUAAAACUGAACAGAGGAAAGUUUUCGAUUUCCAACCACGUAUUCUGAAGCGCAAUAAACGUCUAAUCCAGGAAAGGGAGCGUCUUAGGUUGCUAGCUCAGUCGAACGACACCCAUUUGUUAUUACAAGGUGUCAACGCAAGUGUUCGAGAUUGGGAACCGUUUGAAUACCCGGAACUGAAUGAUAUUCAAUAUCUUCCAGGCCCUGACAUUUUAUCUAAUUUCCCUUCACCGCUUGGAUCGUUAAUGCUCACCCAAAGAGAAACGGAAAAUGAAUCCACCCCAAAGAAUGUUAGUUCUGGAGACCAAGCGAUGGACAAAACUGUGGACCAUGCUUUCAACUUUUUGGUAGAUGAAGAUGAAUCCCACGGGAAUUCGAAUGGAUUCUCCGUCGAUUUGAGUCGAAUUACGUCGUUGAGUAUCGUUAGCCCCGAUAUAAUUUGGAUUGGAGACAUAAGAAUGAAACGUUUGGAGCUUGUAAGAAUAGCGAACGACAAAUCAAUCCACAAACUUACCCAGGUAAACGUAAACUUUCUGGACUUUUCUAUACAAAAGGAGAGUGAAUGUCUUUGGGUAUCUUGUGUUGAUGAUAAAAGUCUGUCUGUAUUCACCCGUCGUGGAAAAAGAAGAGCAGUAAACUGUUUCCAAUCUCUUUUACCAACAUGCGUUUGCAUUACAGCUGCUGAUACAGUUCUCUUAGGACUUUCAGAGAAAAGAAACUUGUGGGUAGAUAAAAACAGUGUUAGAAAAAUUGUCGAAAUCGAACCACCUAAUACGGUUUUGCUAGAAAUAGAACGUGAUCAGAAUGGAAAACUUCUUUUUACAUUUCCACUUAGAUGUUCAGUGAACACUAGAACAGGUGGAAUCAUUGCGAUCGAUUCCACAGGACAGACAACCGGACGACUGAUCAUGUGUGAUCCAAGGGGACAUCUCAAACACAUCUACACCGGAGAGACAUUUCACAACUUUAGAAAACCUUUUGACCCAACGGGAGUCACUUCCGUUUCUACCGGAAACGUUGUUGCCUGUGACCAUAGUAAUGAGACUUUCCACGUUCUGGACAGUGAUGGAAUUCUCUUGAAGAUAUAUCGAGCUGACGAACUUGACGUGGAAGUGCCAUACAGUGUUGCAUGUGACGGAAAUGGGAACUUUAUCAUAGGAAACUGGCCCAAAACUGAAGAUCAGGAAGCGAAAAUAUUUCUAUUAGAAGAAUCUGUCUUUUCGGCAUCAGAAAUUUGUAUUUGAGAUACUUUAUUUAGAAUAACCAGACAAAUAUUCAGAAAAGUAAAACCUAUACUUG